This is a messenger RNA of Raphanus sativus (radish), 847 nucleotides long. RefSeq names its product VAMP-like protein YKT61. NCBI's taxonomy places the organism in Eukaryota, Viridiplantae, Streptophyta, Magnoliopsida, Brassicales, Brassicaceae. Gene Ontology annotation, cellular component: Golgi apparatus. The coding region runs from base 146 to 745 and encodes 199 amino acids. The record is from RefSeq and is a predicted model, not a curated record. The transcript has 7 exons. Gene Ontology annotation, biological process: endoplasmic reticulum to Golgi vesicle-mediated transport. Gene Ontology annotation, molecular function: SNAP receptor activity.
UAUCCUUUUUACUAAUAGAUUAUAUCCUCUUCUCUCUGCUUAUAUAAUGUGUACCCUUCUGGUUUGACUCUUCUCUGCUUAAACCUCUCUGCUCCAACGCUCUGUCUCUCAAACUUGGUUAAAAAGUGAUCCACCAGAGUUAAUUAUGAGUAUCACCGCUUUGCUUGUUCUUAAGUGCACUCCCGAUACUCCAAAACCUGUUAUACUCGCUGAGGCCUUCGACUUCUCUGGAUUCAACUAUUUCUACUACCCUAACAUCACAGAGUUCGUUCGCUUCUUCGGUAGUACUGUCGCUGGCCGAACCCCUUCUUCUCAGCGACAAUCUUGUAAACACAAAGAUGAUGUAGUGCAUUCUUACAACAGAAACGGCCUCUGCGCCGUGGGAUUCAUGGAUGAUCGUUAUCCCGUUCGAUGUGCUUUUUCUCUUCUCAAUCAGGUUCUUGAUGAGUACCAAAAGAUUUUUGGUGAGACGUGGAGGACAGCAAAGGAAGCCUCUAAGCAGAAGUGGCCAUACUUAGUAGAAGCUUUAGAAAAAUUUAAGGACCCGGCGGAAGCUGAUAAGCUGUUGAAAAUCCAGAAGGAGCUGGAUGAGACCAGUAUUAUAAUUCAUAAAAGCAUUGAUGAUCUCCUAGCCCGAGGUGAAAAGCUGGACAGCUUGGUGGAGAAGAGUUCAGAUUUGAACGUUGCAUCAAAGAUGUUUUACAAGAAAGCAAAGAAAAGAAACGGAUGUUGCACAAUUCUCUGAAGCUGGCAAAUGCAACUCUCUUGGAUCUCCCUCUGCUAUAUAGAAUAGGGGUCUACUUGACUUGAAACGGGUUUCAAAUGUGCAUUUAUAUAAUUAACUUAU